AUGGAUGGAGGCAGCCGACAAAGGUCAAGCGCCGCCGCGCGGUUCUCGCCGUACUCGCAACCGGGGGGCAGCACGCAGUGGAUUUUCGGUGAGCUGGUGGACGGCCCAGCAGGAUCAGAAGGAGAUGUGGGUGGCGGAGGAUACGGCCGAAAGAGGGCUACAGAUCCAGGCGGGGGCGUUUACGGUGCUGACCACCAGUUUCCGCUUAGACGUCAGGCCGAGCGCCUCUUGCGCCUCACCAUCAAACUCUACAAAGGGCAAGCCCGCCAGGGUGGAGAGGGCCACGACUUUGCCCGCGACUACGUGGUCAAGGCGGCCAAGCUGCAUGCAAAGCAUGGUAUCUACGCCUACCAGCAGUGCUACUCCCCGCCAGCCUAUCGGACCUUCGUCGACGAGAUGAGCCGCCGCAACAACCGCGGCUGGGUGAUUGAUGACCACGACGUAACCAUCGAAUUCUACUUCCGCAGCUUCGAGGAACUCAACAAGGUCAACCACGACCCGGAGUUCCAGGCGCUGCAGGCCAGCGAGGAGCCCUACGUCAACCGGGCGCACACCGUGGUCUCGCUGUCGUGGAUCGAGAAGUACGUCGACAAUACUGAGGUGGUCAAUAUCGUGGAUGAUAAGUCGACCUACCCCGGUUACGAUGAGUUGUUGGAUCUGUCCACUGCGCUGCGGACGGGAUCGGCGGCAUGGGCGAAGAAGGAGGAGUAG
Molecule: messenger RNA, 711 nt
Organism: Aspergillus brunneoviolaceus CBS 621.78
Lineage: Eukaryota; Fungi; Ascomycota; Eurotiomycetes; Eurotiales; Aspergillaceae
Exons: 5
Coding region: 1-711 (236 amino acids)
Molecular function (GO): oxidoreductase activity
Source: RefSeq, a predicted model, not a curated record